Cooperia oncophora is the source of this 750-nucleotide messenger RNA. NCBI's taxonomy places the organism in Eukaryota, Metazoa, Nematoda, Chromadorea, Rhabditida, Trichostrongylidae. The record is from the annotation of a GenBank genome assembly.
AUGCCGCCGAAACAGCAACCGAGUAAGAAGGCAGAGCAAAAGAAGAAGGAGAAGAUCAUCGAGGACAAGACCUUUGGUAUGAAGAAUAAGAAAGGGGCACAAAAUCAGAAAUACGUCCAACAAAUUCAAAAUCAGAUCCGAAACAACAACACCCGUCUGGAUCUGAUCAAGGCUGCUGAGGCGAAGAAGAAGAAGGAGAUGGACGAAUUACGAGAUGUUACAAAGCUUAUCAAGCCUGUGGAGCAGAAAGUGCAAAGAGAUGUUGAUCCGAAAUCGGUGGUCUGUGCGUUCUUCAAACAAGGAAUGUGCCACAAAGGAGCUAAAUGCAAAUUUAGUCACGACCUGGCCGUUGAGCAGAAGACUCAGAAGAAGAAUCUCUAUGUUGAUAGCCGAGAUUUAAAGAAGGCAGCGAGGAUGAUAGGCUUUUCAUAUAAGCAUAAUAUGGAAAACUGGGAUGAAUCUAAAUUAAAUGAGGUUGUAAACAACAAGCAUGGCGAAGCGAACAAGAAAUUGAAUCAAACCACAAUUGUCUGUAAAUACUUCCUCCAAGCUGUUGAGGAGAGCAAAUACGGGUGGUUUUGGGAAUGUCCCAAUGGUGGAGAAAAGUGUCAAUACAGGCAUUGUCUUCCGGAAGGAUACGUACUGAAGAAGGAUAGGAAGAAGAUGGAGGAGCAAGAUAAAGAGAAUCGAAUAAUAAGUCUCGAAGAGCUGAUUGAGAAAGAGGUAAAGCAUUCGCUUUGUACUCGCUAG